This is a messenger RNA of Odocoileus virginianus texanus, 5211 nucleotides long. The record is from RefSeq and is a predicted model, not a curated record. NCBI's taxonomy places the organism in Eukaryota, Metazoa, Chordata, Mammalia, Artiodactyla, Cervidae.
AUGAGGGCGUCGCGGGCCCCUCGCUCCGUCGUGCCUCGUCCCCUCACGCACAGUGCAGCGGAGCCAGCGGACGCGGGGCGUGAGCGAGCCAGCUUGGUGCUGCAGCUCCCGCUGGAGCAGUCGGCGGAGCUGUGGGGCUUGCACGAGGAGUCUUGGUCUGCCGAGGAGAAGGGGCUCUGUGCCGUGUUCAGCCCUAGCUUACCUGCUGUGCCAGCAGGGGGUCCUCAGCACUUUUUAUUAUGGAAAUUUUCCACAUGCCAGAGGGUGGCACAGAGUGUUCACCGAGCUGCGUGGGCCCGCCACCCAGACGAGGCCUCAGUUGAGCUCCGCCAGCCCGUUAACGGCCGUGUCUUUAACAGGGAGGAGAAGCAGUACGUGAACCGGUUCUGGAAAGAGAUCCGCGUGGGAGACUUCGUGCGCCUCCGCUGCAAUGAGACCAUCCCCGCAGACAUCCUGCUGCUGUCCUCCAGCGACCCCGAUGGGCUGUGCCACAUCGAGACGGCCAACCUGGACGGGGAGACCAACCUGAAGCGGCGCCAGGUGGUCCGAGGCUUCUCUGAGCUCGUCUCGGAAUUCAAUCCUUUGACGUUCACCAGCAUAAUCGAGUGUGAGAAGCCCAACAACGACCUGAGUAGGUUCCGUGGGUGCAUCAUACAUGACAAUGGCAAAAAGGCUGGACUCUACAAAGAAAAUCUGCUGCUUCGAGGCUGCACCCUCCGAAACACGGAAGCCGUCGUCGGUAUUGUCAUCUAUGCAGGACACGAGACCAAGGCUCUGCUGAACAACAGUGGCCCCCGCUACAAGCGCAGCCAGCUGGAGAGGCAGAUGAACUGCGACGUGCUCUGGUGUGUCCUCCUCCUCAUCUGCAUGUCUCUGUCCUCAGCCAUCGGACACGGACUGUGGGUACAGCGCUAUCAAGAGAAGAAAUCAUUAUUUGAUGUCCCUGAAUCUGAUGGCACCUCAUUAUCCCCAGUCCCAGCUGCAGUUUACUCAUUUUUGACAAUGAUAAUAGUUUUGCAGGUUUUGAUCCCUAUUUCCUUGUAUGUUUCUAUUGAAAUUGUUAAAGUGUGCCAAGUGUACUUCAUCAACCAGGACAUAGAACUAUACGACGAGGAAACAGACUCGCAACUGCAGUGCCGAGCUCUGAACAUCACGGAAGACCUAGGGCAGAUACAGUAUAUCUUCUCAGAUAAAACGGGCACUUUAACUGAGAAUAAGAUGGUUUUCCGAAGAUGCACUGUGUCUGGCAUAGAGUAUUCUCAUGAUGCAAAUGCCCAGCGUCUGGCCAGAUACCAGGAGGCAGACUCAGAGGAGGAGGAGGUGGUCCCCAGGGGGGGCUCGCUGCCCCUGCGAGGGGGCGCCGGGGGCCUCCAGAGCCAGAGCAGCAGGGUGCACCGGCGCACGGGCAGCCGCGCGGAGGCCCGGCGCGUCAGCAUGCUGACCGAGCUCACGGCCUUCAGCAGCCCCAUGGAGAAGGACAUAACACCCGACCCGAAGCUGCUGGAGAAGGUGCACGAGUGCGGCAGGUGCCUGGCCUCUGCGAGGCACCAGGAGCACCCGCUGGACCACCUCUCGCCCGAGCUGUCUGACGUUUUCGACUUCUUCAUUGCACUCACCAUCUGCAACACAGUGGUGGUCACGUCCCCGGAUCAGCCACGACAAAAGGUGAGGGUGCGCUUUGAGCUCAAGUCCCCGGUGAAGACCAUCGAAGAUUUCCUCCGGAGGUUCACACCCAGUCGCCUGACUUUGGGCGGCAGCAGCGUCGGGAGCACGAGCGCAAGCGUGGCCACCAAGUCCGCGCCAAAGGCCGGCCUCCUGUCCACGCUGGCCAACGACGGCGCGCUGCUCAGGCUGGAGGAGAGGCUGGGCGCCGGGGCCCCACACCUCGCCAGCAACGGCUACAGCAGCGCGGCGGACGGCUGGACUGCAGAGCGCUCUGCAACGGGGCCGGAGCCCAGGCCGGAGCUGCGCUAUGAGGCCGAGAGUCCAGACGAGGCAGCGCUCGUGCACGCCGCCCGCGCCUACAGCUGCGCCCUCGUGGGCCGGCUGCACGACCAGGUGUCGGUGGAGCUGCCGCACCUGGGCAGGCUCACCUUCGAGCUCCUGCACACGCUGGGCUUCGACUCCAUCCGCAAGAGGAUGUCGGUGGUGAUCAGGCACCCCCUCACGGAAGAGAUCAACGUGUACACCAAGGGCGCCGACUCGGUGGUCAUGGACCUCCUGCUGCCCUGCUCCACAGAUGACGCCAGAGGAAGGCAUCAAAUGAAGAUCCGCAGUGAGACCCAGAAUUACCUCAACUUGUAUGCAGUGGAGGGCCUGCGCACCUUGUGCAUUGCCAAGAGGGUUUUGAGUAAGGAAGAGUAUGCCUGUUGGCUGCAGAGCCACUUGGAAGCAGAAUCCGCCCUGGACAACCGGGAGGAGCUCCUCUUUCAGUCUGCCAUUCGCCUGGAGACGAAUCUGCAUUUGUUGGGUGCCACAGGGAUUGAAGACCGCCUGCAGGAUGGAGUCCCCGAAACCAUUGCUAAACUGCGUCAAGCAGGUCUGCAGAUUUGGGUUCUCACCGGCGACAAACAGGAAACGGCCAUUAACAUUGCUCAUGCCUGCAAACUUCUGGACCAUGAUGAGGAAGUCAUCACCCUGAAUGCUGAAUCCCAGGAGGCGUGCGAGGCCCUGCUGGACCAGUGUCUGCGCUACGUGCAGUCCUGCAGCCCCCAGAGGACCGCUGGCAGCCUCAGCGUGGGCUUCGCCCCGCUCUCUCCACCCUCCGAAGCCACCGCCUCUGGCCCCAGCCUCGUGAUUGAUGGGAGAAGUCUGGCCUACGCCCUCCAGAAGAACCUGGAGGACAAAUUCCUCUUCCUCGCUAAGCAGUGCCGGUCUGUCCUUUGCUGUCGCUCAACCCCCCUGCAGAAGAGCAUGGUGGUGAAACUGGUCAGGAGCAAGCUCAAGGCCAUGACCCUGGCCAUAGGAGACGGAGCCAAUGACGUCAGCAUGAUCCAGGUGGCAGAUGUGGGCGUGGGAAUCUCAGGCCAGGAGGGCAUGCAGGCAGUGAUGGCCAGCGACUUCGCGGUGCCGAAGUUCCGAUACCUCGAGAGACUCUUGAUUGUUCACGGACAUUGGUGCUAUUCCCGGCUUGCCAACAUGGUGCUGUACUUCUUCUACAAAAACACAGCAGUGAUGGCCAGCGACUUCGCGGUGCCGAAGUUCCGAUACCUCGAGAGACUCUUGAUUGUUCACGGACAUUGGUGCUAUUCCCGGCUUGCCAACAUGGUGCUGUACUUCUUCUACAAAAACACAAUUCAGUCUUUCCAGCCAGACUGCGAGCCUCUCGGCCGCCUGGGACAGGAGUCCGCAGGCAGCUCUCGGGCCCCUGGGAUGGGAGCCUGCGGGGCGGCCCUUGGGCCCCUGGGACGGGAGUCACGGGCGUCCGCGGGGCGGUUCUCGGGCCACCUGGGACGGGCGUCUGCAGGGCGGCCCUCGGGCCCCUGGGACGGGAGCCACGGGCGUCCGCGGGCGUCUCUCUGGCCCCUGGGACGGGAGUCACGGGCGUCCGCGGGGCGGUUCUCGGCCACCUGGGACAGGCGUCUGCGGGGCGGCUCUCUGGCCCCUGGGACGGGAAUCACGGGAGUCCGCGGGGCAGUUCUCGGCCACCUGGGACGGGCAUCUGCGGGGCGGCUCUCUGGCCCGUGGGACGGACCUCCGUGGGGAGGCUCUCUGGCCCCUGGGACGGGCGUCUGCGGGGCGGCUUUCUGGCCCCUGGGACGGGAAUCACGGGAGUCCGCGGAGCAGUUCUCGGCCACCUGGGACGGGCGUCUGCGGGGCAGCUCUCUGGCCCGUGGGACGGACGUCCGUGGGGAGGCUCUCUGGCCCCUGGAACGGGAGCCCGCGGCCGGCUCUCUGGCCCCCGGGACGGGAAUCACGGGAGUCCGCGGGGCAGUUCUCGGCCACCUGGGACGGGCAUCUGCGGGGCGGCUCUCUGGCCCGUGGGACGGACCUCCGUGGGGAGGCUCUCUGGCCCCUGGGACGGGCGUCUGCGGGGCGGCUUUCUGGCCCCUGGGACGGGAAUCACGGGAGUCCGCGGAGCAGUUCUCGGCCACCUGGGACGGGCGUCUGCGGGGCAGCUCUCUGGCCCGUGGGACGGACGUCCGUGGGGAGGCUCUCUGGCCCCUGGAACGGGAGCCCGCGGCCGGCUCUCUGGCCCCCGGGACGGGAAUCACGGGAGAAUACCGGCCUCGCACGUUCUGGCUGAACAUGGCCGAUGCUGCCUUCCAGAGCCUCGUGUGCUUUUUCAUUCCCUACCUGGCCUACUACGACUCUGACACAGACAUCUUCACCUGGGGCACCCCCAUCACUGCCAUCGCCCUGUUCACCUUCCUCCUGCACCUGGGCAUCGAGACCAAGACCUGGACCUGGCUCAACUGGACGGCUUGUGGCUUCAGUGUCGUGUUAUUUUUCACCGUGGCUUUGAUUUACAACGCUUCCUGCGCGACGUGCUACCCUCCCUCCAACCCCUACUGGACCAUGCAGGCGUUGAUGGGCGACCCCGUGUUUUACUGCAUUUGUCUGCUCGCGCCCGUGGCUGCUCUGCUGCCCAGGUUGUUUUUCAAAGCCCUGCAGGGGACCCUUUUCCCUACCCCGCUGCAGCUGGGACGCCAGUUAGCCAAGCGGUCCCCCGGGAAAUUCAGGGCUCCCGGAGAGACCUCUGCUCAGGGGCACAUCCCGGGAGAAGCAAGGACGGAGCCACCGGGACAGAGGAGCAUCAGUGCCGCACAGUCCGUCUCCCAGGACUGCAGCUCACGGGUGUCCCGGGGCGCGCGGCAGCCGGCCUGCUCCCCCGAGGCUGGCGGGGAGCCCAGCGCGGUGGACGUGGGCGUGCUGCGGAGGGAGGGCGCCCUGCCGGACAGGUUGGGCAGCCAGCCCUCCCGGUCCUCCUCGCCAGGGCCGGUGGCCGUGGAGGGCUGUCCGGGAGGCUCCAGGAUGAAACCUGUGAGCGCCAGCCGGCCAGCCCCCUGGCCAUCCGUCUUCAGCGUGCCCGGCCUCAGCUCCCUCAACUGGAUGUCCUCGCUGUCCCUGGUCGGCGGGCUAGGCAGCGUCCUACAGUUCUCCCGGAGCGGUCUGCCCAUGGACAAGCGCGACGGCGACUUCCUGCCCGGCUCCGCGCUGCCGGACCGGGACCUGUGUGGCUUGAGCGGGCAGACCACAGACUGCUUCUAG